Molecule: messenger RNA, 2828 nt
Organism: Scleropages formosus (Asian bonytongue)
Lineage: Eukaryota; Metazoa; Chordata; Actinopteri; Osteoglossiformes; Osteoglossidae
Gene: narf
Product: nuclear prelamin A recognition factor
Exons: 12
Coding region: 618-2006 (462 amino acids)
Source: RefSeq, a predicted model, not a curated record
GGCACGCCUGUAAACGUGUAGAAGAAUGCUUUAUCAGCUUCUUCCCACAUCACUUGACAUAAGUGCUGCACAUCGUAUUGUGCAAUUGUUUUUUCAAAUAAUUAAUAAACCCUGCUUAUUUUACUUGUUAUCUUGAGCUGUUUAACCGUUUUUGUCAGACUAAGACGUCAUAAGGUUGUUCAGUGACAAAGAAAAGAAAGAUUAGGAUCGUGACUCGUGCGCUACUCUCUCUGGUUCGAAGGUGGAGCGUUGUGUUCGCUCAUGCGCACUUUGACGGGAAGUACAAUGGAGCCGGACGCCGGAGAGUCCCCUAUCAACAGCCACUGCAAUCGGAGACUUGUUUUUGUCCUUGGGUGCUGCACUGCGGAGUUUCUUGCGGAAUAUUGAUCUAGCGCCUAUAUACGUUAUAAGUCUGGGGAAUUACGUUCCUCAAACUUGAAAAUGAUUUCGACUGAGUGCUACUACUAGUCGUGAGUCCGAUUUAGGUGGGUGUGUGAUAAUGAUGAUAGCAUGAGUGGCUAACACUGUGACUGUUUCAGAUCGCGGUAGUCAGUGCAAUUCUACUAGUGAUAACCACGCCUUUACUUAAAAAAAAAACAACUGGUGAUGUAAAGAAAAUGUCAGAAAUUACAAUUGAAAAGCGCAAAGAAAAGUGUGAAAACUGCACUAAACAGUGCAGCAAGAAGCAGAGCAGCGACAACCCAGAUACACAGGAGAAAACAGUGGUGAAUGGAGAGUUGGGCAAACGCCAGGACGCACAGCCAGUAUUGCUCAGUGCAUGCUUGUCCUGUGACCGUUGUGUAUCCGAUGAGGAGAGCCAACGAAUCUCCCAGCAGAACCUGCAGGAGAUCAACAGGGUUCUCAACCUCAACAAGAGGUGUGAUGCUUCAAAACAUAAAGUGGUUGUGGUGUCUGUGAGCCCCCAGUCACUUCCCUUCUUUGCUGUGAAAUUUCACUUAGACAUUCCUCAAGCUGCGCAGAAAGUCUGUGGCUUCUUGAAAAGCAUAGGUGUGCACCAUGUUUUCGACACCACAGUAGCAGCUGGCUUUAGCAUCCUGGAGAGCCAGAAGGAGUUUGUACAGAGGCACAAACGCAGACACCAUGACAGUCACGCUCUCCCCAUGUUUACCUCCUCGUGUCCAGGAUGGAUUCGCUAUGCAGAACGGGUCCUGGGAAGUCUGGUCACGCCACACAUCUGCAGAGCCAAGUCCCCUCAGCAGAUCAUGGGCUCUCUGGUGAAGGACUUUUUCACCCAACAACAGAAACUGAGCCCAGACAAGGUGUACCAUGUGGUGGUGGCUCCCUGCUUCGACAAGAAGCUGGAGGCCAUCAGGGAGGAGUUCUGCAGCAGCCUUUUGGAGACUUGCGAUGUGGACUGUGUGCUCACAUCAGGUGAAGUUCUCUGCAUGAUGGAACAGAGAGGAGUGAUAGUUGAAGACCUGGAGUCUGUCCCAUUAGAUCAUAUAUUUAGGGAAGCUGACGAGACCUGCUUGGUGAGACAUAAGGGCAGAAGUUCCGAAGGCUACAUGGAGCACAUCUUCCAACAUGCUGCCAAAGAGCUGUUUGGCUUAGAUAUAGAGGAGAUAGUGUACAAGACACACAGGAAUCGUGACUUCCAGGAGGUUUCUCUGGAGCGGGACGGGGAGACACUACUGCAAUUUGCAGCCGUCUAUGGCUUUCGUAACAUCCAGACCUUGGUGCACCGCAUGAGGAAAGGCAGAGUGCCAUACCAGCUGGUGGAGGUGCUUUCCUGUCCAGGAGGUUGUCUGAAUGGACGUGGGCAGUCAGAGGAUCAAGCUGGCCGAGUGGACAAGGCUUUGGUGCAGCAGAUGGAGGAGGCGUACAGCAGUUUGCCCGUCCGGCUGCCAGAGAUGAGCUCUGACAUUCAGCAGCUCUAUCAGGACUGGUUGGAGGGCGGAGACUCCCCGCAUGCCCUGCAGGCCCUGCACACACAAUACAGCCACCAAGAGAAGCCACACAGACUGCCUCCCGACAUCCAGUGGUGAGGGAAGCACACAGUAAAAUCAGUGGAGGUGUAUGAAGUCUCAAGGGCAUUUGUACCAUUACUAUGGCUCCCACUGGGAUCAAAUGAACACUUUUGGUUGAUUUUUAAUGCUGCCAUUUUUGCUGUGCACCACACCUGAUACAGAGCCGUGCUGCUAUUCAGAAAACCUGACGUCCACUUGAAGCAGCGAUUGUGGUGAUCACCUUCUGCUGGUCAAUACUGUCUGGCCAACAACCAGGAAUACAACUAGAGUGAGCAACAUUUGUAGCCAGUGUAACCUGCAAUAACUAAUGUUCAGUGCAUGUGUAUUGACAGUGAAAUAUCUACUACACAUUUGGAACAAUUUACAUGCACCGAAUAUAAUCCAAUGAAAACGAUUGUUUGAUAGGAUCUUAUCUCAAACAUAAAAACAUCCAUAAACUAAAACUCAAAGCUGAAAAUCAUUUUGUUUUUUUGUACUGUAAAUUAAUUGACCAAAUGACAAUGUAUCCUGUACGUUUUCAUUAGAGUGUUUCAGAAACGUAUCUGUUUAAGUCCUACUGUGUUCAGCUGCGAAAGACAUAAGGGAGUGUCAUACUUCUUUUCAUAGCUCUUUUUAAUUAGAAAAUAGGCUGUUAUACUGAUGGUCAAUAGUGCCAUUAUUACAGGUGAUAAUUUAUUUUCUUGUGUUACUGUUAGUAAGUGAAGAUUAACAUCUACAUUUUUUUUCCCCCCAAAAAGGCUUUGAGGUUUCUGUGUUUUCACAAAAAUGGUGUGUUCAGAGUAUUUGAGACUGAAAUGUCUUCAGAUUGUGUGUGUGUGUGUGUGUGUGUAUGUAAUAUAG